This is a messenger RNA of Haemonchus placei, 420 nucleotides long. The record is from the annotation of a GenBank genome assembly. NCBI's taxonomy places the organism in Eukaryota, Metazoa, Nematoda, Chromadorea, Rhabditida, Trichostrongylidae.
AUGGAAGCAAAUGACCCUCAAUUACAACCGUUUCCAAGCCCCUUCAAAGGCCAUGAAGCACCUCGUCCGCUCGGGUGUGGACUGAACUUUCCAGUAACUCACACAACCAGCAACAGCGCUUUCCACCACUUCGUUAGACAGCGGCAAGGAUUCAAACCUAUUUUCAGAGAGUGUGCAUGUGAAAAAUGCAAUCUCAUAGCCGAGCGUCAACGAGUGAUGGCAGCCCAGGUGGCGUUGAAACGGAAACAGGCCACGGAGGAUGCAAUUGCACUUGGAUUACGGGUGGUCGCCGGGCAGGUAAUUGAACGUCUUCCACAAGGACCAUUAUGGAACGCAAGUACCGACGAAGACCAAGACAUCGAUGAUCAUGGUAAAUUUUCCUAUGUUUACUCUCUUCCGUUCGCCCUCAUCAUUUUUUGA